CCCGCCCGGUCGCACAUCCGCUCGGCACGGAAACGUACUCGUUGAUUGACGACAAGGAAAAUCACUUGCGUGGAGCAACGGUCGGCAUCCCGCUGCAUGCAUCCUUGAACGUCACUUCUACCCGCUCGGCCACCUUUGCCAACAACGGGACGACGGUGGUGAUCAAGGACGCGACAGAGGCGAAUGCUGGAAUUUAUUCUUGCCAGGCGAAAAAUGAAUUCAGGGCGGGCAGCGUGGUCGUCAGUUCAUUGCUGAUCGUCGAAAAGCAAGUCAAAGUGAAAG
Molecule: messenger RNA, 282 nt
Organism: Mesorhabditis spiculigera
Lineage: Eukaryota; Metazoa; Nematoda; Chromadorea; Rhabditida; Rhabditidae
Source: the annotation of a GenBank genome assembly